Molecule: messenger RNA, 2502 nt
Organism: Vitis vinifera (wine grape)
Lineage: Eukaryota; Viridiplantae; Streptophyta; Magnoliopsida; Vitales; Vitaceae
Product: type I inositol polyphosphate 5-phosphatase 8
Exons: 11
Coding region: 290-1861 (523 amino acids)
Biological process (GO): phosphatidylinositol dephosphorylation
Molecular function (GO): inositol-polyphosphate 5-phosphatase activity; phosphatidylinositol-3,4,5-trisphosphate 5-phosphatase activity; phosphatidylinositol-4,5-bisphosphate 5-phosphatase activity
Source: RefSeq, a predicted model, not a curated record
UUUUGCUUUUCCGAGGAGCGUUUCCUAACUCCCUUCCCAUCUUCUCUCUCUCCAUUCUCACUUUCGCUGUUCAGUUUACCAAAUCUGGGUUUUCUUCCCUCUUUCUACAACGAGAGAAAAAGUCGAUACGGUAAGAGAAGAAAAAAGGGCUCUUGGAGAACGAACUCACACAGAGGUUGAUCCCGCGCUCUGAUCAUCAAUCUUUGAAUCAUUCCCUCCUUGUUCAUUUCUGGAUUGCUGUUUCUGUGCAUUGGUAAGGUGUUAUCCUCUGUGAUCCAACGCUGGAGCAAUGAGGACGGAAGUCGGAAAGAAUCCGAAGUCAUCUUGGCCGAAACUGGUUAUGAAAAAAUGGCUAAACAUAAAGAGUGGCGCCGACGAAUUUCAUUCCGAUUAUACCGUUAAGGCCAUGGCGAAUCGAUGCGAGCGAAGGAAGAGUUGCUCUGACGGAGACUACUGCGUGAUCGUACCGGAUCAAGUCUCAGGGUGGUUGACGGAAGGAAGAAAUGGCUUCAAACGGCCCAGAGCUCAGGAACUGCAGUCGGCUGUCACCAACGAAUCCAUCAACCUCAGGAUGUUGGUGGGGACAUGGAAUGUCGGAGGGAAGACGCCCCACGAGGGUUUGAAUAUCCGAGAUUGGUUCACGACUCAGGCUCCUGCCGACAUUUACGUUCUUGGGUUCCAAGAAAUUGUCCCUCUUAACGCAGGCAACGUUCUGGGGGCAGAGGACAGCGGCCCCUCUGCUAAGUGGCUUUCCCUCAUUCGUCGGGCGCUGAACCUAAACAGAAAGGAACAUGAACUUCCUCAAUAUUACGAGGAUGCCACCAACCCAGACAAGCCCAGGGUCAGCUUCUCCGACCUCCUUUCCUUGGAGGACGAGCUCGAGAGAGAAGAUUCACAGACGUUCCUGAAUCAGAAUCCUAAUUCUAACUCCAACGGCUCUCCCAAUGGAAUGCCGCACCGCUACUGCCUGGCUGCGAGCAAGCAGAUGGUGGGUAUCUUCUUGUGCGUUUGGGUUAGGGCUGAUCUUCAGCGGCAUAUUAGUAAUUUGAGGGUGUCUUGUGUUGGGAGAGGCAUCAUGGGAUAUCUUGGAAAUAAGGGGUCGAUAUCAAUUAGUAUGACAUUGCAUCAGACCACCUUCUGCUUUGUUUGCACCCACUUGACCUCCGGGGAGAAACAAGGUGAUGAGGUUAGAAGAAAUUCGGACGUUACAGAAAUAUUGAGGAAAACAAGGUUUUCUCCCACUUGUAGCUGUCCUGGACAGCCACUACCUCCUGAUAGCAUAUUGGAACACGACAAGAUCAUUUGGCUUGGGGAUCUAAAUUAUCGCCUGGCAUCUGGUUGUGGGGACGUAUAUGAGCUACUUAAAAGGAAUAAUUGGCAAGCACUUCUAGAGAAGGAUCAGCUAAAAAUCGAGCAGAGAUCUGGUCGAGUAUUCAAAGGCUGGGAAGAAGGGAGGAUAUACUUUGCACCAACCUACAAAUAUCUUGCCAAUUCAGACCAUUAUGUUGUCCACACCUCUAAAUCUAAGGAGAAACGACGCACUCCUGCUUGGUGUGACAGGAUAUUGUGGAAGGGUGAAGGACUAAAGCAGAUGUGGUAUUUAAGGGGAGAAUCCAGGUUCUCAGACCAUAGACCAGUGUAUGCAAUGUUCUCAGUUCAAGUGGACGUUGUAAACAAGAGCAAGCCCAUGCGGUCCUGCAUCUCUAAACCAACAACAGUAACUUGUGUGGCCAAAGUCCAAGCUGAAGAGCUUUUGCUACUACCCAGGGCUCAAAGCUUCAGAGAAACUUCCGGCUCUGAACUAACAUCUCACAUUUUGAGUGGGAAGCAACCCACCAAUGCAAGAAUCACAGCGCAGUAGACUGACAACACUGAUACGGCACAUGAACCAAGAAAUAUCGGCCUUACAUACCCCGAGCAUGUAUGCCAUUUUUAACGGUUUGGAUGAGCGUGCUUGAUGGGUGAUGAUGAUAUUCAUUAUGGGUUUGCCCAAGCCGAAGGCCUGGGCUCGGCGUGCAAAUGGCGUCACGCCUGGUGCUUGACGCGUGGAUAGAGGAGGAAUUGAGCAAAUGCAUGGGGCUGAAGCUGAUCAUGAUCAGAUGGGGGUUGCAGGUGAGUGGAUGGAUUGAGAAGUCAGGAAUGGAGUGCAAGGAGUGGCUUGGCCUGGGCUCUGCGGUCCUGCCCCGUGUACAUUUUAAGAGGAUGGUGGGCUUGACUAAAGUGCUCAAGAGAGAACGAUAGUGAUCAGCUUUUGCAGAAUGUUUUCUUUCUUUUGGGUUUUUUGGUUUUUUGUUUUUUUGGUUGGCAAGAAGAAAAGGCUAAUUCAAGUGUAAAAACGUGUAAAAAUGGGUUUUACAGUUAAAUAGAGAAAGUGAGGACGGAGAAAGGGGGAGCCCAAGGAGACAGAAAUGAAUGGCUCUUAUAUGACCAUUUCAUUCUUUGCCUUUUGUCAAUUUUGUUCAUUAUUAUUAUUAUUUUAAUGACAAAUUACCAUUUCUUCAA